This is a messenger RNA of Cucurbita pepo subsp. pepo (vegetable marrow), 668 nucleotides long. Its product is annotated as putative calcium-binding protein CML19. The record is from RefSeq and is a predicted model, not a curated record. NCBI's taxonomy places the organism in Eukaryota, Viridiplantae, Streptophyta, Magnoliopsida, Cucurbitales, Cucurbitaceae. Gene Ontology annotation, molecular function: calcium ion binding.
UUUCCUUCGUCGCUGCUUCGAAGAUUUUGCCGAAGCCUAUAAAUAUAUGUCAUCCAUGCCUGAAUUGACCAACCAUCCAAACUCGAGAAAAUCCGAAAGUUUUCCAAUCUCGAAUCGAAAUGGAAAUCAACAAUUCGGCACAGUACGGUCGUGUGUUGAGUUACUUCGACGAAGAUGGAGACGGCAAGAUCUCGCCGUCGGAGCUGAGGAAUCGGGUCGGAUUGAUGGGCGGAGAGCUGCUGCUGGGGGAGGCGGAGAUGGCGGUGCAGUCGCUCGACUCGGACGGCGAUGGGUUGCUGUGCGCGGGCGAUUUCGAACGGCUUCUGGACGUGGGGGAGGAGGAGAAAUUGAAUGAUUUGAAAGAGGCGUUUGGUCUGUACGAUUGCGAAGGUUGCGGGUUCAUAACUCCGAAGAGCUUGAAGAGAAUGCUGAGAAAAUUGGGGGAAUCGAAGUCCACAGCAGAGUGCAAGUUGAUGAUCGGUCAGUUUGAUUUGAAUGGGGAUGGUUUGAUUAGCUUUGAGGAGUUUCAGAUAAUGAUGGCGUAACGGUGUAUAUAUAAACACAAUUCUUUGUUCAUUGUUUGUAUUAUAAUUUCAUUCUUCAAUUGGUUUGAUUUGUUGAGAUAUUGUUAUCAUUAUUAUAUAUAAAUGAAUAACCGAAUUGUAUAU